ACACCCCGCGACGAGCUCUUCAUUAAUUUUAACAUAAAUUUUUGUAUAGAAAUUUUAUGCCACGCGGAGCGUUAAGUUUGAGCUGGCCAGAAGAAGGGCGGAAGCGGUAAAAGUAAAAGUAAAAGGAAAAGGGGGCGGGGGCGGGGCAGGACUUGACUUGCGGUUGUGGCCGACGGACAGGCGUCUCUAAUGGAUUUUUCAAAUAUCACCAACUGCUGUGCUCUUAAUGAGCACAUCCCUAACGACAUUGUUCGAUUGACACACUCCACAGCCUUAACCAUUUCUAUUUAUAUCGACUUGAAAGGCUUUUGAAGAAAACAGACACCCAUUGUUUUUAUUACAAAAGUUUCAUAUGGUGUACAUAACAAACUUACUUAGAAAGGGUAACACUAUCUCACGAUUUAAGCUUUCAGGUGUGAAAAAGGCGCUGGCAACUAUUAUAUUACAAAAUUUCAUUAGAAUUGUUUGAAUAUAAUAUUAUGGGAUUUGGCAUAUUAAUUUUGUGGAGCAGUUUGGAAAAAAACUAUUCAUACGUUUUUAGAGCGUAGCAAUAAAUAGGCAAACAUUCUCAGUAACACUGGCAUUCUUUGAGCAAUAAUGAAGCAUUAUUGGUUGAUACUCGUAGCACUGCUCGAAUGGUUUUCCCUUGGAUGGAGCGAGUUAAUCGACUACUGUCAGAUGCCCUACUGUGGAAUAAAUAACCUAGCCUGCAACAAUCCAUCUAAAUACAGCAUAAUGUGCCCGCCAAAUGCCAAAACUAUUUCUAUGUCGAGAUACCGAAAUGCGCUACUGAACGCCAUCAACGAGUUUCGCAACUAUACGGCCAGUGGGCAACAGAAGUACCUGAAGGCAGCCGCAGCCCGAAUGUCCCGGCUGAGUUACUCCAACGAUCUGGAGGAUUUGGCCCGACUGGCGGCCAUCACCUGCUCCGCCCAGAAGUUCUGCCUGAGUUCACCGGAGUUCUACUACGUCGGAACCAAUCUGGGAUCCACCUACUACCAGGGCAACUUGAACGACUACGAGGACCUCGAGCUGAUGCUACGAACAAUCCAGGACUGGACCAAGUACGUGGACAACAUCAAUAUGAAAAUGGCCCUUUAUAUGCCGACUACGUUGGAGAAAAGUGGCACCGCCAAGGCCUUGCUGCUGUUGGCAGACCGUAAUACCCACGUGGGCUGCUCGGCGAUGCGAUUCACCUUGAACUCCGUCCACUACUUCAUCUUCGUGUGCGCCUUCAGUACGGAUCUUUUCGUGGAGCGGCCCGUUUACCGGAUGUCGAUUCGACCGGGAAGCGCCUGCAAGCGGCUCGAUACCACUUAUGUAGCACUCUGUGCCGUUGGGGAAAAUUACGAAAAUGAAAAUCCCUGGCCCAAUGCUGCGGUCUUCCAGUUGCCCCUUGAUAUCUCCAAAAAUCGGCAAACUUAUGUGCCGGCCAAGUAGACAACGCUUUAAGUAAACUUUUAAAUUUGCCACACUAAAAUGGUUUCAGUUUUGCCACUUUUUUAAGAGUGCUGAUGGCUAGACAAAAGUACACGCCCCAGGAUAGCCAAACAAAAUCUGCGCACAGAAACAAAUAGUUAACACCCAUGGACAAAAGGACGAGGAGAAGGAGGAGGAGCAGGAGCAGCAGGAACAGACAUUUCAGGGCAGCCUCGAUAAUCACAGGACACAUUUGCAUAUAAACUCGCUUCCGGGCUGAUGUCCUUCGCAUGCAAAUGAAAACAUUAGCGAGGCACACGCGCAUCCUCAUCCUCAUCCGCAUCCGCAUCCACAUCCGCAUCUGCGAGAUGCAGAUACACGGACAGCGACAGAUACAGAUACAGCUACAGCUACAGAUACAAAUGACAUUCGUCGCUGUCGCCUCUUCCCUGCUUAAAUAUAUAUUUCAAUUAAAAUUUUACACACGAAUAAAUGCAGAGCCACGCCCAGCACAUUAGGUGCCCCCGCGCGCGAGUCCUUCCGCCAAAUCCCAGUCGCAGUCCCGCCCAGUACCAGUUCCAGUUUCAGUGCCACUUCCCGCCCCACCCACUUUUGAUGAUGCUGCUCUGGCAGUGUCCAACUUGUGUCGCUUGUUUAUGAGCGUCUGAAGGCCACGAGAGCAGACGGCAGACACGGACAUGGCCAUAAAACGGUCCGAGGGAGUGGGAGGUGCCGUGUGGAUGCGGAUGGGGCUCGGGGAUCAGUCCUGGCUGGCAUCGGUGCAUUCUGGGGCGGGCUCCAAUGGAGCAUGCUGCUGAAUGUCCACGGAAUUAUUCAAAAGUUUCGCCAGGGCCAACAGUCAGCCGAGCAGAUCCCAUGAAGCGAUGAGUUUGGCAUUGUGACAAGAUGAACUGGCUGUCCCAGAAGAGCCAAUCAUGGAGGCCUAGGGUUGAAGUGAAAUUCGACAUAAGCUGCUUUUGGGAUGAGCAUGGGGAAAUUCGAUUCCUACGGUCUUGAUUUAAGUUCAGACAAUAACUAGCUUAAUGAACAAAAAUCUUUGGGAAGAGGUAGUCACAGACAAAAUGAUCCUCAAAACUAUAUUAAGCUAUUUUAAAGUCAGAAAGUCCUCAUGACCACAGCUGUUUUAACCAGUCAUUACUCUGUGUGUGCCCCUCUUUCUUAUCCGGCAGUCUCUCAAUGUCCCAUUACGAGGGUUUCCAUUUCCAGAGUCAACCAUGAACUUGAACUUGCGACUGUAAUAAUAAUAAUAAUGCAGAUCCCGACUAACAAUUUGUGCACCAACUCCAUUCUCCACUCUCCACUCUCCACUUUCGGCUUUCAUUUCUUUUUCAUAGCCAGCGCAUCCCCAUUCCGUCCAUCUCCUACUGUCUGCGGCCAUUGUCUGGCUUGCAUUUUGAAAUUCUAAGCAAAUUUGUCGGCCCUGGGGAAGGGGGGUGGUUGGUAGAUCUGAUGGCGGGGUGUAAGCAGGCGCAACAUUUUAUGAGCGUGCCCGCGAUGCAGCGAGUCAGAUAUGGCCAGGCAAACGUCUGCUGGGCGAGCA
Drosophila gunungcola (fruit fly) is the source of this 2980-nucleotide messenger RNA. RefSeq names its product tabinhibitin 7. Lineage: Eukaryota; Metazoa; Arthropoda; Insecta; Diptera; Drosophilidae. The transcript has 3 exons. The record is from RefSeq and is a predicted model, not a curated record. Bases 598 to 1440 code for a protein of 280 amino acids.